AUGGGUUUUUCACCGUUCAUCGACGAAUGUCGAGCAGAAGGAUUUUGGCCGAUCGGGCCCAGUUGUAAUAAGGUAAAACAUUGCCGACGAAAAGUGAAUUUGUUCAAAAGGAAAUCGUUUUUUGCAGAUCCUCUCAUUCGGUGUCUAUUCGUUUUUUAUCGUCGUCAAUCUGAUUGUUUUAUGCCUCCCGAACACUGCCAAUAAUUAUCAGCAAAUGAUUGGUAAGCGAAUGGCAAAAAUAUGAAAUAGCCAAGUUUCGCUCACUUUUUGCAGACGACGAAGGGCGUACAGUGUCGAAAUUGACAAUCUCGAAGGUUCUCUCAAUCUGCACCCUUUUCGCAAUCAUUUGCCAAUCGAUUUUCUAUUUUGCGUUCGCCUUCUACUUCCACCCCUACAGUCACCUUCUCCUCGCUUUUUGCGUCUCCAAAUUGGUCAGUUUUAGCCGAAAAUGGCGAUAAGAGCGAUUUGUUCGGAAAGUUUUUGGAAUGCUAUUUCAGGUCUGGUCUUUUGGCCCACUUGCAAUUAUCCGAUUGGACCCAAACUUUUCAAGCUUUUUAUACUUGGAUUGAGGUAUAUUGGGUCCAAGUUUCAGAGCGAUUGGAUCAUUCACUCUGGAGAUAUACUGAUUUGUAGAAAAAACCACAAUCUGAGGGGUAUCUUCAGAGUAAAUGAUCCGAUCGGUCUGCAACUUGAACCCAAUAUACUUCAAUCCAAGUCCAAAAAGCCUGCAAAGUUUGGUUCCGAUCGGAUAAUUGCAAGUGGGUCAAAAGUCAAAAACCUCUCGUCGUUUCAGUUCUUCUGGAUCGUCUCCCUGUCCUCGUACUCGAAAUGGCGUUCCCAGCGGUUCACGCCGGUCUCCCUGGGGCUCGCCUUCUCGGCGGCCCUUCUCAUCGACGCAAUUCCGUUGACGGCGUGGAAGACGUACUUCAAUCCGGCCACUCGCAGUCACGGAGACCUCACCUUUUAUAUAAUCGAACUCGCCCUCGUCUCCGCCGUUUUCUUCUUCACGCUCAUCGCCGGAUUCUGCAGCACUUCCGGCUAUUCCCGCCAGGAUUCGGUAGGAAAAGAUUCAGAAGAGAAAGUAUUGAAAAACAACUGUAGGCGUGGAAUAACCUGUCGAAGAAAGUGGUGAUGGUGGCUCCGUACAUCUGGCCGACCAAGUCUCUCGCUCUCCAAAUGCGCGUCGUUUUCUGUCUGUUCCUGCUGAUUAUCGGACGAUUGAUCAACGUUUCGCUGCCGAUUCUCAGCAAAUGGAUUGGUGAGUUUCUCAGGAAAAGAAGCGGGAAAAAUUCGGGUUUUUGUUGAAACUUUUGAAAACGAUUGCAGUGGACGAGCUGUCGACGCCGGAAAACUUUCAUUAUUCGCUGAUUUUCAUCGCGACGCUCCUGAAGUUUUUGCAAGGAAACGGAGCGAUGGGCGGUUUCCUGAACACGGUGCGCACGUACCUGUGGAUCCCCAUUCAGCAGUACACGACGAGAGAAUUGGAGGUGGAACUGUUCAAGCACCUCCACUCGCUCUCCCUUCGCUGGCAUCUUUCCAGAAAAACCGGACAGGUUCUGAGGGUGAUGGACCGCGGAACGAGCAGUGUGAACAACAUUUUGAAGUGAGAGAAGAGGAGAGAAAAAAGAUCCGUAAUCUGUGUUCUUUGCAGUUAUAUCCUGUUCAACGUGGUGCCCACCAUCGCAGACAUCGUCAUCGCCGUCAUUUUCUUCUUCUCCGCAUUCAACGCCUACUUUGGCAUCAUCGUCUUCGCCACAAUGGUCCUUUAUUUAGGUAUUCCUAUAGUAACCACUCACCGCUAACUCAUGAAACUACAGUAAUCACAAUCUCGAUCACGGAAUGGAGAACGCAAUACAUUCGGGAGGCGAACGAGAAGGAUAAUGCCACGUCGGCAAUCGCCACGGACUCGCUCAUCAACUAUGAGACGGUCAAAUACUACGGGAAUGAGGAUUUCGAAGUGAAUCGAUUCAAAAAGGCCAUCGAGGGGUGAGUUCCCGGGCUUUUCGAGGACUCUUGAGCCACCUGCAAUAAAUCCAAACGGGCCUAGACUUGGAUUGAAGUAUUUCGGGUUCGAGUUUCAGAUCAGCGUUAUAGAACUCAAUGUUCCUGGUUUUUCGCAUCUAAAACCGUGUCGAUAGAGUUAUAUUUCGUUACAAAUCUAUUUCGACCAGUUCUGUUGCGUAGAGUGUGAUUACUCAGGUACCAAGAGGUGGAAUGGAAGACUCAGGCCUCUCUGGCGCUGCUCAACUGCCUCCAGAAUGCGAUAAUCGGAGUGGGAAUGAUCGCCGGAUCGGUGUUCGUCGUCUACAUGAUUGUGCACGAGAAGACACUGACAGUCGGAGACUACGUCCUCUUCACCACUUACCUCCUCCAGUUGUACACUCCGCUCAACUUUUUCGGAACUAUCUACAGGUACUCGGCAUUUGAACGAAUUGCGAGUGUUCGGGUGCUUUCAGAGUGAUCCAGAAGGCGUUCGUCGACAUGGAGAACAUGUUCGAUUUGCUGAACGACGAGGUCGAAGUCAAGGACGUGCCGCACGCGUUGCCCUAUAAGGAUCCACGUGGCACGAUAUCGGUCAGAAAUCUGUCGUUCGAGUACAACACCGGCCUUCCCGUCAUUCGCAAUAUCAGCUUUGAGAUUGGAAACGGACAGACUGUCGCAUUGGUGAGCUGGCAAAAAAUGGGCGGCGCUUUGGUUUUUGGGAUUUAGAGAAAUGGAUUAUUUACAAGGAACUUCGAACAAGUUUUUUGUUUUUGUUGCAGGUCGGCUCGUCGGGUUCGGGUAAGAGUACGCUGGUCCGGCUGCUCUUCCGGCUGUUCGAAUCGACGGAGGGCACGAUCGAAUUCGACGGAACCGACGUGCGCAACUACAAAAUGCACUCUCUGCGGAAACAAAUCGGCAUAGUCCCCCAGGAUACGGUGCUCUUCAACGACACGAUCAUGUACAACAUUCGGUUCGGACGGCCCGACGCCACCGACGAAGAAGUGAUUGAGGCGGCGAGGGCGGCGAUGAUCCACGAGAAGAUCAGCUCGCUUCCGGAGGGCUACGCGACGAUGGUCGGCGAGCGGGGACUCAAGCUGAGCGGCGGCGAGAAGCAGAGAGUCGCCAUCGCACGUACCAUCCUCAAGAAACCCCAGUUCAUCUUCCUGGACGAAGCCACGUCGGCACUCGACACGCCCACCGAACGCGCCAUCCAGAAGUGCCUCGAGAAACUGUGCAAGUCGCGGACGGGCGUCGUCGUCGCCCAUCGGCUCAGCACCGUCGUCAACGCAGAUCUCAUUCUCGUCCUCGACAAGGGAAUCAUCUUGGAGAGGGGCAGGUACGGACGGAGGGGGAAGCCCCUGAAAAUCCAUUGAUUUAUGUCCGAAUUUUUCAGUCACAAGCAACUGUUGGAGCAGAAAGGCGUCUACGCGAGUAUGUGGGAGGCCCAAAUCGCGGAGCAGCGGGCGAAAUCGAUUGAAGUCGAGGAGGUGGUCAGCGAUUCCAGCAACUAA
This is a messenger RNA of Caenorhabditis sp. 36 PRJEB53466, 3494 nucleotides long. The record is from the annotation of a GenBank genome assembly. NCBI's taxonomy places the organism in Eukaryota, Metazoa, Nematoda, Chromadorea, Rhabditida, Rhabditidae.